AUGAUGCCAGAGGACAAAAACUGUAAGGUGCUGCAGCCAUCCAGGAGCUCUGACAAUAAGAAGAAGAAAACCCAGAAGAAAAGAAAGAAAGCCACUGUUUCCACCACUCCUCCAGAAAAUACAGAGAAACCUCAGGCUGUGUCUUUGCCCCCUGAGGCCUCGCUGAUGUCCGUGCUGCCCCUACAGAGUCCAGGUCAGCUUCAAACACAGCUGCCCAAGCUCAGAGCGACCAGUAGGAAGGACGGAGAACGGCUCGCUGGCAGUGGCCAGAGGAGCAAAAAACAUCCAAAGGGUUCACCGGACCUGCUGACAGUGACAAACAAAGCCAGUGGGGAGCUCAGCACCCAGGCCAGGGAGAGCCUGAGGUGGGAAGGAGUGCUGGAGGACCCCCAGGCUGAGGAGAAGAGGCUGGAGCUGUACAGGGCCAACAGGCGGCAGCGUUACAUCGCACACAGAGACGCUCUGUUAAAAGAAAGUCAGGUUGCCUUGAGACAGACUUUUUCUUGAGAGAGCAAAGA
Messenger RNA from Epinephelus lanceolatus (giant grouper), 518 nucleotides. RefSeq lists its product as uncharacterized. The record is from RefSeq and is a predicted model, not a curated record. NCBI's taxonomy places the organism in Eukaryota, Metazoa, Chordata, Actinopteri, Perciformes, Serranidae. Gene Ontology annotation, biological process: protein arginylation.